AAUGCAUCCAGAGGACACAUGACAUUCAAACUUUCAACUUUAACUGAGUACGUACCUCUGUGCACACACUGAAGAAUUUAAUCACGUUCGUUCACGUAUUUACUGAUAGCUACUAUGCAUGUCCGCUUCACUAUCGCUUUCCGUAUGGACCAAACCAUUAACAUCUAACACUUUCUCGCCAAGGUGUCUUGUUUUUCGAAAAUCAGAGAUUUGUGGCUGCUUCUUACUAUUGAGCCGUAAAAACUACUCAUUCUACAGUUGGACCUCAUUAAUAAGGAAUACAAAUUUUGUUUUACGCAAUCCAGCUCAAAGUAUGUCUUCAGUGUGUGAUACUCCCAAGUUUCAAACCGAUGUUAUACCGAAGGCUCAAGAGUUCUACCGCCGACCGUUACCUCGUCAUUGCAUUCCUUUUAGUUCUACUGAAGGAAAGCAAAUAUUUCGCGAGGCUUUGUUAUCUGGACAAAUGGAAACCUACUUCUCCUUGGCUUCUCAAUUUUGCACACAAGAAGAACCUUCUUACUGUGGAUUAGCCAGUUUAGUCAUGGUUCUAAAUGCUUUAGGAUUAGAUCCUGGGCGUGUAUGGAAAGGACCAUGGCGUUGGUAUCAUGAAAGUAUGCUAACGUGUUGUUUACCGCAGGAUGUAUUGACUAAAGGAAUUACACUAGAUGAUUUUGUCAAAAUUGCUCGUUGUUACGGUUUAGAUGUGGACCUACAUCGCGUUACUCCUGAUACUCCACUAUCUUAUUUUCGAGAUCUGCUUAUCAAAGUGACUUCAGGAGCACAUGAAGGUUUUCUUGUUGUUUGCUAUAGCCGCAGCGCUUUAGGCCAGACUGGUUCAGGUCAUUUCGCUCCAGUAGGUGGUUAUCAUCCUGAUAGAGAACUUGUCUUUUUAUUUGAUACAGCUCGUUUCAAAUAUCCACCUCAUUGGGUUUCUCUAACAAAACUUUGGUUUAGCAUGAACCAAGUGGAUCCUGCCACACAACUACCUCGAGGUUUUGUUGUCCUUCGGAAGGCCGCAAUUCCAGUCUCUACAGAACAGUUGGUUAAAGCGCAAAAGGAGCUUCGUCUAAGUUUUAGCAAAGAUAUAAAUAGUGAUCAACACGAUCAGUUAAUUGAUGGAUCGGGUUUGCAUUUAUUUGGAAUUUCUGACUGUGCUUACCAAGCUUAUUCAUCACCAUCUGCUUUGCGUGAUCCAAAUUCUACUGGUUACAAAUUAAAAUCACUCAUAGAUCGAUGGGUGAAUUGGUUAAGGUGUGAUAUAGAAACGUGCACCGACCAGCUUCCAACACAAUUUUGGUAUGAAGCUUUAACAUUCCUAUUUGAUGAAAUCGAUCGAUUAAGGCCAACUAGUUUCUAUUUUGUGAUUCAUCCUUUUACAGCCUUAUCAGAUAAUCAAUUAAACACUAGUAGUCAGUUUUUAAACUUUUCUACGCAUGAUAUAUUACGUGAUCUUGUUGGAUCAUCAUUAGGUCAUAUUGUAACUGAUUUCAUGUUAAAAAUGAACAAAGACUAUUUGACAUGGUUAACUUCUGAUGGUGGUACUUUUCGUUUGUCUAUUUCAACGUUAAAUUCAUGGACUAAACCAAUGGAUGAUUGUCCUUUUACAGUCUUAUCUGAUCCUGGACUAAGAUUUUGUUUAUUGACAACUAGUUUUCUAUUAGCUUUCCCUUAUGAUAAUUUUUCUUCGAAUCAUUCACUAUUCGAUAAUAAUUCAGUCCCAUCAUCUUUAUCUUCAUCCAAUUGUGUAUCACGCCUUCAGAUAAUGAAAAAAUUAACCGAAGAUAUCAAACUAUUACCUACAACUCUUACUGAAUUACAUUCUCUACGAAAUACAUUACAAUCUUUAAUGAAUACAAACAGAAAUCUCUUGUGUACAACUUGUAAAGAUCAGAAAUGAUAAGUGUGGUUUAAUCGUUUGUUUAUUCAAUAACACACUUGAUUGAUAUUAGAACUUUUUUUAAAUCUAGAUAUAUAUAUAUUUUCUUUUCUUUUGUAACCAAGAUUUCUGAUAAAUCUAAUGUUUAUUUCCAUAUUGGUUACAUUGGUGCAUUCAUCACUUCGUUGUUAUCAAUUAGGCAAUUUUUUUCUGUUUCUUACUCCAUUUCUUUCCUAAUAUAUAUAUAUAUAUAUAAUUGUGUGAAAUGAUGCAUCAGUGUUGCAGUUCAAGUGGAUGCUUUCAUUGUUGUUCUAGACAAUCGAUAUCGGCGCCUACUGAAAUAUAAUGCCAACACUCAAUAACAUAUUUUUUAUCAAUUACAAAUUUAUCUGUUUAUUUUUAUUAGAUUGGGAACGAAAAAAUUAUUUUUCUUUUUUUUCUAAAUAAAAACAAUUUUGACUUUUAUUGGUUUACUCGAUUGAUCUGUGUACAAAUUUAAAACCUAUAUGCUUACUUAUUGUCUUUUUGCUCAGGGUAUCUUUAU
Schistosoma turkestanicum is the source of this 2420-nucleotide messenger RNA. Lineage: Eukaryota; Metazoa; Platyhelminthes; Trematoda; Strigeidida; Schistosomatidae. The record is from the annotation of a GenBank genome assembly.